CACCGUCAGUCCGAGCUCCAUGCCGCUGUCUGUGGUAGAGCUAACCGCUUCUCCGACACACAGCGCCGGGAUCCCGCGGUGAGAGGAGCCGCUGCUGCUGCUGCUGCAUUCCUCCCACAAAGAGGAGCGGAGAGGGACCUCAUUUGGGGGGCGGUAGAUAAUUCAACAGCAGUGCUGGGAGGAGAGGAAGGUGAGUGAAUGCAGUCCAGUACUACAGCUGCUGUUGCUGGAAGAGGAGGAAGCUCAGUGUUCUGAGUGUGGAGGAGCAACAUCAUCCUGCACUCAGACUCAGACAGAGCAGACGGCCAACAGUGAUCUAAGCACCUCCAGGCUUGCAGAUGGAAGGAGAGCUGUGCAAGAUCUAGUCCUGGGUGUCUGGCCCAGUGAUUCAGCCCCAGACAGGAGCAGGAGGAAGCCGUGGAAAGGAGGGCCAUGGGGGUGAGUCUGGGCCAGGAUGUAGGCUGGCUCCUGCCUUUCCUGUUCUUGCUUCUCAUGAUCACAGUGUCACCCAGCCAUGCUCAAGGAUGUCCCCAGCGUUGUGAUUGCAUUGCGAAACUCAAGACUGUGUCCUGUUUCGGUAAACGCCUGUCCUCACUGCCAGAUGGCAUCCCAGGGGACACCAAGACCCUGGACCUCACCGGGAAUAAACUUCGCUGGGUGGAGCAUGGUGACCUGCUCCCAUUUACACGUCUUGAAAAGCUGGACCUGAGUGAGAACAUGAUCAGUGUCCUCGAACCGAACGCUUUUUCUAGUCUCCAGAACCUCCAGUCGCUUUCACUGAGGAGCAACCAACUGAAGCUGGUCCCCAUGGGGGCUUUCUCACGUCUCUCCAACCUGACUUCAUUGGACCUCAGUGGGAAUAAGAUUGUAAUUCUUUUGGACUUUACUUUCCAAGAUUUGAAGAGUCUGACAAAUCUGGAAGUUGGAGACAAUGAUUUAGUUUAUAUUUCCAACAAGGCCUUCCUGGGUCUAGUGGGGCUGAAGGAGUUAACCAUUGAGCGGUGCAACCUGACGUCUGUGUCCAGCCAGUCUUUGUCCUACCUGCAAAACCUGGUGACUCUGCGCCUGCGCUACCUCAGCAUCUCCAGCUUAGAGGACCAGAACUUCCGUAAACUGGGAAACCUGAAGGGCCUUGAGAUCGAUCACUGGCCCUUCUUGGAGCACAUUGCCCCUCACAGCCUGCAGGGUCUCAACUUAUCUUGGCUGUCUAUAACUCACACUAACAUAACCACUGUGCCCACAUCCGCCCUACGCAGUCUGGCACAUCUCACCAGCCUCAACCUCUCCCACAACCCCAUCUCUGUGCUGGAGUCCUGGGCGCUGCGGGACCUUAUUAGGCUGAAGGAGCUGCAUCUAGUAAACACAAAUCUGGUGGUGGUGCAGCCAUAUGCGCUUGGUGGUCUUAGGUCCAUCCGUCUUCUUAACUUCUCCAAUAACGGCCUGGUGUCCCUGGAAGAGGGAGCCUUUCAGUCCGUCAACACUCUGGAGACGCUGCGUUUGGACGGGAACCCUCUGGCCUGCGACUGCCGCUUGCUAUGGAUCCUCCAGCGCAGGAAGACCCUUAAUUUUGACGGCGCCUCCCCAGUGUGCAUGUCGCCCGUGGAGGUGCAGGGACGGGCGCUUAACGCUUUUUCCGACUCAGCUCUCUUUGAUCACUUUACCUGCCAGAAGCCCAAAAUCCGCAACAGGAAACUGCAGCAGGUUACUGCCCGUGAGGGACAGGUGGUGUCUUUCAUUUGCAAAGCAGAAGGUGAGCCGGCACCGAUGAUAUUCUGGAUCUCUCCUCAACGCCGCCGCAUCACCACAAAGAGCAGUGGCCGCCUCACAGUGUUACCAGAGGGCACUUUAGAAAUACGAUACGCACAGGUGACAGACAGUGGGACCUACAUCUGCAUAGCUAGCAAUGCUGGUGGCAAUGACACCUAUUUUGCCACACUUACAGUCAGUGGGCUGCCUCUAGAUGCAGCUCUUAUGGCCAACCGCACGUAUUAUGCUGGAGACCUUAAUGACACGAAUCUGAAUGACACCAGAGUCUUCUUGAAGUUUACUUUGGACCUACAGACCAUCCUCAUAUCCACGGCUAUGGGCUGUAUCAUGUUCCUGGGGGUGGUUCUCUUCUGUUUCAUUCUGCUCUUUGUGUGGAGUCGAGGCAGAGGGCAGCACAAGAACAAUUUCUCAGUGGAGUAUUCCUUCAGAAAGGUGGAUGGACCCGCUGCCAGUGGAGGGCAGGGUGGGGCACGCAAGUUCAACAUGAAAAUGAUUUGAUUAUUCUGGACUGUUUCUCUCAUUAGUGUUGUUUACAAGCAGUUUCAAGCUAAAGGGACAAGACACUGGAUUAGACUUUGUGCUUGAAAAUCAUUUAAUACUGUUAUUUAUAGGACAUUUUAUUGAGGAAAAGGUUUGUUACCAAAACUACUGUAUAUGCAGUAUGAGAUCAAGAAAAUCUGCAUGGAUUUGAUACGUGUAUUUCUAUUGCUUAGUUGUGCGUUGUCAUUUAUUUGCAGAAGAAACCUGGAUCAUUAAUGUGUAAAAGAUGUCUCGAAUAGACUGUUAAAAGCAACAAAAUCAGUCCCACCAGUCUUUAACCUCGACAAAUCUCUUGCCAACUCAAUCCUCCUGCCCUACAAGGAACUCUGUCCUCUUCAUCUCGCUGCUCCAUCUGAGGUGAUGCAAGGUCUCCAAACUCAUGAAUACAUUAUAACAAGGUGGUGCUCAAGGAAUGCCAAUAACUUGCCAAUAUGUAUUUGAAGAGUUCCAGCUAUAUACUGCAUAUUUAGACGUAUUUACAGUCAGGACUUUAGAGCACUUUUGUCACAUAAAUACAGAAGCGCUUAUUUUUUGCUGAUGUUAGGUUUGUAUAGAUUACAUUAGACUCUGCAACACUGCCAAUUUGACUGGAAAAGCACCAUGAAAUGUGGUGAAGGGAAGUGACUUCUCAUUGGAUACCACUAAACGUUGGUCCAAGCCGUUUCAAUCACAGACAGCAUUCUGCCGGUUAGGUUUUCAAUUGUUUAUUCAG
Molecule: messenger RNA, 3019 nt
Organism: Trematomus bernacchii (emerald rockcod)
Lineage: Eukaryota; Metazoa; Chordata; Actinopteri; Perciformes; Nototheniidae
Gene: lingo3a
Product: leucine rich repeat and Ig domain containing 3a
Exons: 2
Coding region: 433-2265 (610 amino acids)
Cellular component (GO): plasma membrane
Molecular function (GO): protein binding
Source: RefSeq, a predicted model, not a curated record